GUCAGGUAGAUGUUAGUAGGACAUUUAAUGGUGUGCACAGCAGGAAGUAUACCGUACUUUUGUUCUUCAUGAUUGCAUGUGCAUAGUGUAUAUAGAGUACAGUAUAUACAGUAUACCGUACAUAUACAGUAUAUAGGGAGUGUAGUUUUCUUCUCGAUGACCGCAUGUGUGCUUGUGAUGGAAGGAAGCAUGGUUGACAACACUUUAAGAUCUGUUUUGCCUGCAGCUUGUUUGUCCUCCAGCAGCCUCCAUCCUGUCAGCGCCCCCUCACACUCUCUCUUCCCCGGCGUGCAAGCUCAGCAGGGCGGCAUGAAGCUGGAGGCUGUCAUGGAGAACCUGCAGCGGCAGCAGGCGGCGAGGUUGGCCCUGGAGGAGAAGCUCAGGCAGGAGAAGGAGAAAGACCUCCGCUCCUUGGUGGAGACCCAGAUCCACCAACAAGCUCUGGCUUUCCGACACUACCAGGCGGCCAUGCAGAGCGCCUUGGCCGCCGGAGUCAGCUCGCAGCCUGCAGCGGGACGGAACAGAAGCCACCACGGGGACCACAGGGACAUGGAAAACCUGGAGGAAGACCUGGUGGAAGACCUGGCAGAGGACAUGGAGGAAGACGAGGAACAAGACGCGCUGUUGGCACAGGAAGCCCGUCUGUCAGCGAGAAGCGCCACGGUGAUGACCGCUAGAGUUCUGCCAGCCUCGGUGGUCCACACCCGCCGAGCAGAAUCUCCACCCGGACCACCGCAGAACCACGAAUGGACUUACGAGGAGCAGUUCAAGCAGUUGUAUGAACUGGAUGAUGACGAAAAGCGCAAAGAAUUUCUGGAUGACCUUUUCAGUUUCAUGCAGAAACGAGGGACUCCAGUGAAUCGGAUUCCUAUCAUGGCCAAGCAGGUGUUGGAUCUCUACAUGCUCUACAAGCUCGUCACCGAAAAAGGCGGCUUAGUGGAAGUCAUCAAUAAGAAAAUAUGGCGUGAGAUCACCAAAGGCCUUAACCUUCCUACCUCCAUCACCAGCGCAGCUUUCACUCUUCGAACACAAUACAUGAAGUACCUCUAUCCGUAUGAAUGCGAAAAGCGGGGACUGAGCUCCCCUGGUGAGCUUCAGGCAGCCAUCGACAGCAAUCGGCGGGAAGGCCGCCGGCAGAGCUACGGGUCCGCCGUCUUCAACUACUCUCCUGUAGGCACCCCGACCCUUCUGUCAUCACCAAAGAUGCAACUUUCCCAUCUACCAAUGCCUACUCACAAUACUGCUCAUAUCUCCCAGAUGAUCAAGAAAGAGGAUGCCAUGGUUGCCAGCUGUGUGCCAGGCAGGAUGGUCCUCCCCAUGUCUCCCAGUAGCCACCUCACUCCAUCUGUGGCUGCUCAAGCUGCAGCUGCCGUCCAGGCCGCUGCUCUGGAGCAGCUCCGAGACAAGCUGGAAAGCAACGAACCCCCGGAGAAGAAGAUGAUGACGGUGGCAGAGGAGCAGAAGAGGAUGAUGCAGCAUGCGCUGCAACAGAACCUGCUGGCCAUGGCAACCCAACUGCCUCUCAGCAUCAAACUCAACAACAGAGAUGAUAGACAAGAGACUGCAUUGAACCUGUCUACCAGCGGCAUUAGCAGCAUCAACAUGUCAAUAGAAAUAAAUGGAGUUGUCUACACAGGUGUCCUUUUUGCUGGCCAAGGAAUGACAGCAGGACAGCGAGGCAAACACAGCAACUGUCCCUCUCAGGGGAAGACCAGUCCCAUGCACUUCCAUCCGUCAUGCUCCUCCUCUUCAUCUUCUUCUUCCUCUGUCCAUACGCACAGAACCUCGGUGUCGUCAUCCUGAGUUGUGUUCUCCCACUCCAUCAGGAAGAUGAUCUUCUCAACACAAAAAGCUUAUUUCCUCUUGGUGGCUUCACCCUUUCAUGUCUACUUGGGUCCUGCUUGGAGUACAAUCAUGGCUUCAUGAAGUUCAACCUCAACCCAAUCAAAGAAACACCACCCAAACUUCAACCCCCCCAAAAUCACCAACCCAAACCAAAGAAAUGCCACCCAAACCUCAACUCAAAAAAAGAAACAGGCCACACGUUAACCCAACCAAAGAAACACCACUUAAACUUUAACCCAACCAAAGAGAUGCCACCCAAACCCAAGCCUAAACGCCCCCGCAAAAAAAGAAACGCAGCUCAAACCUCAACUUUAACCAAAGAAACGCCACCCCCAAAUCUCACCCCAACCAAAGAAACACCAUCCAAACCUCAACCCAACCAAAGGUGAUGAGGUUGCAGGCUUUCAAGCGACCAAAGACACAGCAUGUUUAAAAAGAGCUACAAACUUUUUCCAGCGAGGAAUUGAAGAAUGCGGGAGGAGGGGGACACUUUGAUAUGUCUCCCUUGAAAAUUGCUAAAAGCAAUCCAAAGUAGAUGAAGAUAUGAUAAUCACUUUAAUAUCUUUAAAAAAACUUAGCACUAUUAGUGGCAUUUCUGGUAACAGUCAACAUUUAUACUUUUUCUGCUAAAAUUAAGACUUGUUUCUCAAUUUAUUUAUUUUUGGACUGCGGGCUACAAAAAAAAUAAAAUAAGCAGGGCCGUAAUUUGUAGGCUUGUGCAAAAUUCAGAAUUUAGAAUUCGAUUAAAUUCAUUUGAUGGAUUGGAAUUGAAUUAGCUCCGCCCCACAGGAUGUUGAAUUGGAAUGACAGGAAGUGGAAUGAAAGCUGAAUUCGUUAAAAAAAAGACUUUUCUUUUCAUUUCAGCCAUUUGGAAUACUUCAAUAAAGUAAAGCAUUCUGGGAAUUUUUUUCAGCAUUUUCCGUCAUUUCAAAGUUAGAAUACAUCAAAUGACAUGAUGUAUUUUACAGAAGAUGCUUUUAUUCUUAAAGGGAUAGUUCGGAGUUUUUGACAUGAAGUUGUAUGACAUCCCCAGCAGCAGUGUAGUACAUCAACAAUGACUUACCCCCCCCCCCCGGAUUUCGGAUUUCUGCUUACUUGCUGGGUCAUUUAAAGAGUUUGACUAUUCAAAACAACAUGCAUUCAAAAGAGUAAUACAUUUGCGUCAGAAAAAUCCUUCUCGAGAAAAUUAGACCUCACUAAUUGCUCGGUGUUCUAUUUGUCUCCGCCGUAUCCCUGCGCACUGACGCCUCUCGAUUCUUAUGUAUGUGAUGAAGACGCUCGGUGUGGAACACGGAAGACGGCCGAAGUGCUCCAUCGCAAAAGAAGGCGCGAGCGACUUAAUCACGUAGGAGGGGUGACGUAAGUCUUGAUAUAGUCCACUGCUGAUGGGGAUGUCAUACAACUUCAUGUCAAAAAAUGCCCAAGCAAAGCACCCUACAUGUUGCUGACUCAGUCACCGUUAUGUCACAUUGUUUUCUGCAUGUAAAACUAUAAUUAUUCUCCAUAAAAUGUAUUUUCAAUUUUGGAACGGAUGAAUUGGAUUUACAUGAUUUCCUAUUGGAAAAAUUUCCUCAGUUUGCUUACGUUUCGGUUUUCGUCUGACCUUUUGGAAUGAAUUAAUGACAAAAACUGAGGUUCCAGUGUAAUAAUAUUUCUGUGAAAUAUAUCAAACCGUAAGCAAUAUGCUGUAAAGCAUGAGUCUGCAAUACACCAACAUUAUCAAUUGGAAUUUGAAUUGCAAUUCUACUUUGUGUUCACAACGUCAGUUCCAAUUCAAAUUCUGAACUCAAUUGAAAAUUAAAUUGAGAAUUUUGCACAAGCCUGAUACCUUGCAGACCCCUGUCCUGCAGCAUGUCCAAUGAAUAUCUGGAAUAUUUGUACUUUUAUGGUUAUAUAUACUACUCACAAAAUUUCAGGAUGAAGCUAAAAUGUAUUAUAACCUUCACAGGUGAGCUUCAUAUAGGUUAUAAUAUAUUUUAAAAUUAGGGCUGUCAAAUGACUAAAAUGUUUAAUCCAAUUAAUCACAGUUUUCCAAUUAAUUAAUCAUGAUUAACCACCAUUUGCAACUAGGAGAGAGGUUUACAAGUUGGAGAUACAUAUAUGGUGUUGGAAUUGCACUGCCCAGGUUCUGGCCUGAAUAAAAUGAUUGAGUAAUCAUUAUUAUUUUAAAUCAAAUUUAAAAUGAAAAACAGCGACAUAGUCUGCUGACUGUGUGGCCGCUGUACCUCCGUCUGUACCUCCGUCUGCUUUCAUAACAGGCGGCUUGCCACGAUGUGCAUGCAUUAAUUACGCUGAAAAAUAAAUGAGUCACUGCUGUUAAUUUUGACAGCCCUAUUAAAGUACACUAUAAUCUUUACAGGUGACCUUCAUACGGGUUAUACAUUAGUUAGCUUCAACCUGGAAGUGCUUGUUUGAAUAUAGUUGGUAUUAUUAUGAUGGUGGUUAGCAAUGCUACACUGCAUCAUACUCAAAGUUGACAUUGUAAAUAUAAAAAGGUGUCAUUGUGUACUUCUACGUGUCUGCAAACUAUUAGAAAAAUACCGACAUUCUUCACUCACCCCAAAAGACAUGGAUCAAAUGGCAACAUUGUCAUGAUAAAAGCUCAUGUCCAGGAGACUUUCGUUUUUGUUUUUACAAAUGACACAACGCUUCCACAGUGUAAAUUCAUACACACAUUUGCUGUUUAAGAAAAUGAAAUCCUUGAAGAAGCACAAAGCUGAUGAGAUGUGAUGGAGGUUCCUCUAUGCUUUGUUGGAGACGCCAAAAGGACAGAAAUGAGAAAUGUUGUUCAUCUUGGAGGUGAUCAGAAACAAAGGAGGAUGUAAAAGACAUAAAUUAUGUUUAUUGAAUGUCUUUUGUUUUACGUUAAUGCAUCUAAAAAAAAUGACAUGUCUAUUGUAAUUUAUAUGUUUUAUUCUUUUAAAACAUGAAUUGUAGUUUUGGGGGAUUCUACUUUGUCUACCUAGAGCGUGGCCACAGGAAAAACAUUGUGCUCAGUUGGAAUAUGAUUUGUUAUGCAAAGGUUGCAAGAUGGACAUGGACUCUGCAAAAAGUCAUACUUGAAGGACACGUUUGUUUCUGCAAAUAUUGCAUUCACGUUCAACAUUUGCCAACCACUUUUCUGUCACAGUCCAUGCAAAAAUACCUCAUGCAUUUUUAUAAUACACCUUCAAUGCCAUGUUUUUUUUUUCUUUUUUCGGUCUUUUCCGUGACAGAUCACUGGACUUUGUUAUCAUUUUUGAUGAUUAUACCAAAGAAGGGAAUAUUUGAUUGACACAUCUACCUCGUUUAUUAUAGACUGUGCCAACAUGCUUAAGUGUAUCGUUGUUUUUCAUGACUACUGUAUGUGUGACGGAGAUAAUUGUUUUUUCAUUGCAGUGUUAGCGUCUAUAUUUAAACAUGUACAUAUAGACAACAGCACCUGGCAACAACAGAUGCCAAAAGCUUAGAAAUAAUACAUUGUCAGAGAAAACGUAAGAAAUGUGAUGUUUGUGUAAUGGCUCAUGUACUUACUGAUAGUGUAAGAACACUGAUAAUGAUGAUGGUGAUUGGAAAUGAGGUAUUACUUUGUAACGCAAAGUGCAUCCGGAAAGUAUUCACUUGUUACACAUUUUCCUACGUAACAGCCUGAUUCCAAAGUGAAAUAAAUUAAAUUUUUUCCCUCAAAAUUCUACACACAAUGACUCACAAUGACAACAUGAAAAAUAUAUAUUUUUUCAGUUUGAAAAUGUAUUAAAAAUAAAAAAAAACUUUGACAUGACAUAGCAUUCACAGAUCUUCGCUUGUUUCGCAUUUUCUUAAAGACACCCAACUCACGAGACGAAACGAGAUUGGCUCCACGAGACAAGGUUUUAACAUUAAUUUUAAGCAGAGUACAAUGAAAAAAUAUUACUUUUAUUUAACCGAGUUGCAAAACAAUGCAGAUGCGUUCUGAAAUGUUUAAUGUCCCACAAAUUGACACUAAACUAUAUUAUUGUCUACAUUUUAGGAGACCAAAUAAACCAUUAAUGUUAUGAUGAUAUAUAAUAAUAAUAAUAUAUCGAAAUAAUGCAAUAUUUCUUUUAAUAUGUCAUCUUUGACUCUGUAGACUGGUGGAAUUGUCAUUUGCGACGUGUAUUUUCUCACAGGCAAUUCGUACUGUCUGUCAAACGUUUGCAGCAUUUUUUGAAAUGCUGGCUUUUCAACUGUUAAAGAGCAGCGAUGUAUUAAGCUACACUGUCUGUGAACGCACACCAUUUUACGCUGUUCCGUUGUUAGUGUUGAUCCGUUGUGGGUGAUUGUGUGUCUCAGUGAGUGUUGACCGUUGGUGUUUAAUUUUGUGGGAAAACUGGGUUAGGUGCAUAUGUUUAGGUGAGCAAGUUUGUACUACUACGUUACCUUGCAUUGCUCCUCAUGAGGCUCCACUCAUUUGGUGCGUGCAUGCUAGUGGCCCCGCCUCCCCUCACAGAGACAACGCGACUAUGAUUGACCUGAACUCUCGCGCUGUCUCACAACGUCUCAAGCCCUUCUAUGACGUGUGUAGGUGCUGAAACAAUGCGAGUGAGUGAUGAGUGAACCCUCUUCUUGCCUGUUUGGAGGAGAGGGACGAGGAAAACAGACACGCAUGCACAUGGCAAUACAAGGAGGUCGGCAAAAUGAUCAAAUUCAUUUUCGUUUAUUGUGUGAUUAAAUGAUUUAUUAUCGAGACUGAACGAGAAAUCUGGUCACGUUUUAUUCCAAAAUAGAAUAAAGUGAAAUAUAUAAGUACAUGUAAUAAGUGAGAAAUCUUCAUCACAUCAGUAUUCACAGCACUUCACUUUUACAUGUUUUCAUGUGACAACCUUCGUAAAUGGAGUCAACUUUUUUCCUUCAAAAUUCUGCACACAACACCCCAUCCCAAAAACAUGAAAAGUUAUUAUUUUUCUAAAUGUUUGCAAAUGUAAAAAUAAUAAAUACAAAAAUUAAGCGUACCCAUAAGUACUCACAGUGCUUCACUUUUUACACAUUUUCCUAUGUAAUUGUCUUAUUCCAAAAUGGAAUACAUUCAUUUUAAUCCUCAAAAUUCUACACACAAUGCCUCAUAAUGGCAACAUGAAAAUAUAUUUUUGAAAUGUUCGCAAAUUUAUUAAAAACAAUAAUAAACUUAAGACGUCACAUAAGUAUUCACGGCACUUCACUUUUUACUCAUUUUCUUAUGUCAAAGCCAUAGUCCAAAAUGUCAAUUUUUUUUUCUUUCCAUGAAGAUAAACACACCACUCCGUAAUGACAACAUGAGCAAACGUUUUAUGGGUUCAUAUUUUUUGUACAUAAGUAUCAGCUCAGGUGCAUCCUGUUUCCACUCAUCAUCCUUGAGAUGUUUCUACAGCUUCAUUGGAGUCCACCUGUUGUCAAUUCAGGUGCUUGAACAUGAUACCUGUCUAUAUAAGGUCCCACGCGUGACGGGUGUAGAGUUUUGACGAACAAAACGCUGCCACGCGAGCAAUGAAAACUUUCCGGAUGCACUGUGUUUUCCGAAUGAAAGAAGCAGGCUGAAAAGGCAAAGUUACACUUCCUGUUUUCUCAUGCUGACAUUUGUGGUUGACAUGCAAUCAGUGAUGACGGACAGCGACUAAAUGAUGCAGCAUCGGGCGCUAAUGAGGGUUGACUGAAUGUUAGUGUUGCUUAAAAUAUGGGACCCUACAUGAAAGCAGCCCCUCCACCACCAGCUUCCAUUUCAUCUCUUGCAAUUAUCACAAAAAUACUCAGCAUAUACAAGAAUUGAAGUUGUAAAUGUAGCUCCUAAUACUGUUUAGGCCAGCAGAGAAGGCGUUGCUGACCCUGACGGCGCACCACUGGUUGAUGGAGUGUAACUUUCUCACGGCAACAUGUGUAACGUGUUGAGGUUUUUGAUGCUGGUGUCGUAGCGUGAGUGCAACUUAGUGAUAUUUUGUGUGACGGUUUGUUGGGGACAAUCUUCAGCCAACUGUCAGUUGGGACAAUGACCCUGUUUCCAUGUACACGAUAUUACAAUAUUCAUAAACGUGUUUGUAAGCAAAAAAAUAUAUUCCCGUUUACCAAACACCGAAAUUGUUGCUCAUAACAUCAAUACCCUGGCUUUGAUUUGAAGGCUUUGACAUGUCUGAACAUACUUAAUACAGGAAUAUUGUGUGCACGGAAAUGUAGUGAAUGAAGUUGUACUUUAUUAAUUUCACGAUGGAGACAAACAAUUGAUGUACAUGUUAUGGAUAGUCUAUUAUUAGUGCAUUCUCCUUAUGAAAACGGGUAAACAAUGGAGAGUUACUGUAAGUGUGUGUCGGCACCAUCAUAGAAAUACAAUACUUUAAACAUAUAUUUGUUCGCCUGAAUGACCUCAUUAAUAUCAGGCAAGUCAUUUUUUUAUUGACAGGCGUGAAAAUGAUGACAAAAUGUGUCCAGGAAGAUUUAAUAAGUGUUGAUUGUCAGCCCUGGCAAGACAAUAAAAAGUAGAUUUGUGUAUUUGAGCAGUGCUUUGCUGGUAGUUUUAUGUACAAAGCUUUCAGUGUUGCUUUUCUUUCCCUUUUGUUCAUCUUGAAUGAGUCCAGUGCAUUAUGGGAAGGCUGGAUUGUGGUGCUCAGGGGUUCAA
Dunckerocampus dactyliophorus (ringed pipefish) is the source of this 8425-nucleotide messenger RNA. It is a transcript of the gene arid3c, whose product is annotated as AT rich interactive domain 3C (BRIGHT-like). The transcript is spliced from 8 exons. NCBI's taxonomy places the organism in Eukaryota, Metazoa, Chordata, Actinopteri, Syngnathiformes, Syngnathidae. The coding region runs from base 157 to 1803 and encodes 548 amino acids. Gene Ontology annotation, biological process: regulation of transcription by RNA polymerase II. Gene Ontology annotation, molecular function: DNA binding. Gene Ontology annotation, cellular component: nucleus. The record is from RefSeq and is a predicted model, not a curated record.